GCUAGCUAAGUCACAGGAAUUUCCGUCACCUCCCCUGGUCCGCCUCCCGACGAGAGUCUGUGUAUUUUGAUUCAUUUAUGUACUGGUCAAUCGAGCUGGUUGGUGCUGAGUGACAUUCCCCGCCCAGAAAUAUGAUCACGUGGCAGUCAACUUUCACCCAGGAUGUCUACUCCCUGACUUCCCCCUAGCAACGGAGUGCGGCGCUUGGUUCUCCUAGCAACCCAGCUCAGCUACCAGGAGCAGGUGGCGGACUGUGCCAGAGACGCUGAGAGCCCGGAGCCGAGAGGCUGCUGAAGGACUUGACGUUUUCACGGAGGAGCCUGCUGGCCGCCCCACACCAGUCAGGGCCUUUAGGCCUCGUGGGGAGAGAAACUCGGGAAGCGUUUCCUAUGUGCGCAGGCCCCAACGAGAACUUUAAGGUCCCACCCCCGGCCUCCGGGCCGGAGAGAGGUCCUGUUGAUGCCAAGUCCUUGUUUCGCUGGACGAUUCAGGAUCUGGUUCUCCGUGAGGAGGUGUAAGGCUCUUGGCUGUUCUCCCUGCCCACAACAACACUACUGUCAGGAAGGAUGAACCGGCUGUAUGACAUGGAGCCCAGAGUGAUGGACGAUGAGAUGCUCAAGUUGGCUGUGGGGAAGCAGGGCCCACGGGAGGAGGCCGGGCAGCUGGCCAAGCAGGAGGGCAUUCUCUUCAAGGACGUCCUGUCCCUGCAGUUGGACUUCCAGAACAUCCUCCGCAUCGACAACCUCUGGCAGUUCGAGAGCCUGCGGAAGCUGCAGCUAGACAACAACAUCAUUGAGAAGAUCGAGGGCCUGGAGAACCUCACGCACCUAGUCUGGCUGGACCUGUCUUUCAACAACAUCGAGGCCAUCGAGGGGCUGGACACGCUGGUCAACCUGGAGGACCUAAGCCUGUUCAACAACCGCAUCAGCAAGAUCGACUCGCUGGACGCGCUGGUCAAGCUGCAGGUGUUGUCACUGGGCAACAACCAUAUUGGGAACAUGAUGAACAUCAUCUACCUGCGGCGGUUCAAGGCCCUGCGCACGCUCAGCCUGUCUGGGAACCCGGUGGCUGAGAACGAGGACUACAAGAUGUUCAUCUGCGCCUACCUCCCCGACCUCGUGUACCUGGACUUCCAGCGCCUCGACGACCACAUGAAAGAGCUGGCGGAGAUGAAGCACCAGUACAGCAUUGACGAGCUGAAGCACCGGGAGAACCUGAUGCAGGCGCAGCUAGAAGACGAGCAGGCCCGGCGGGAGGAGCUGGAGGAACACAAGGUGGCCUUCGUGGAGCAGCUGAACGGCACCUUCCUGUUCGACAGCAUGUACGCUGAGGACGUGGAGGGCAGAAAGCUAUCCAACCUGCCUGGCGUGGGCGAGCUCCUGGAGACCUACAAGGACAAGUUUGUCAUCAUCUGUCUGAACAUCUUCGAGUACGGCCUGAAGCAGCAGGAGAAACGGAAGGCAGAGCUAGAAACCUUCAUGGAGUGUGUGCAGGAGGCCAUUCAGGAAAACCAGGAGCAGGGCAAGCUCAAGAUUGCCAAGUUCGAGGAGAAGCACUUGCUGAGUUUAAACGCCAUCCGAGAGGAGAGUGAACUGAGUAACAUCGAGACAAAGAUAGUGGAGCACAGCGAGGAUAUCACGGCGCUGCUCAACGUGCUCAUGACACUGGAGAUGCAGCUGGUGGAGCAGCUGGAGGAGACUAUAAACAUGUUUGAAAGGAACAUCAUCGACCUGGUGGGACUCUUUGUGGAGAACGUCCAGAGCCUGAUGGCGCAGUGCCGGGACCUGGAGAACCACCACCACGAGAAGCUCCUGGAGAUUGCCAUCAACAUCCUGGAGAAGAUAGUCAAGGGCGAGAUGGACGAGGACCUGCCAGACGACCUGCGCUCGCUCUUCAUUGACAAAGACACGAUAGUUAAUGCAGUUGGGGCCUCGCAUGACAUCCACCUCCUGAAGAUUGACAAUCGCGAGGAUGAGCUGGUGACCAGGGUCAACUCCUGGUGCACACACCUGCUGGACAAGAUUCACAAGGAUGAGAUCAUGAGGAACCGCAAGCGUGUGAAGGAGAUCAACCAGUACAUCGACCACGUGCAGAGCGAGCUGGACAGCUUGGAGUACGGGGACCUCCUGGACUAGGGCUGCCCACCCCCCACAACCACCUUCACAGGAGCAGAGGACAGAGCAGCUAUGCAUGAAGCUAGGGCUGGCAAGUCAGGAAGCAGGAGCCCAGGCAGUUCCUGAAACUCGAACUCAUUAGCAUGAAGGUCCAUCAGACCUGUGGGCUGCCUGCUUUUCAGAAGGAAGUCUUCACAUGUGAACUAUAAAAGGCUUCUUUCAAAUAUUGUUUUCCUUACAAUGGUAUUUGUAUAUAUCCUGUGGUUUAGUAAUUAAGUUGUGUCGGAUUCUUGCAACCCCACGGACUGUACUCUGACAGAUUUCUCUGUCCGUGUCCAUGGGAUUCUCCAGGCAAGAAUACUGGAGUGGGUUGCCAUCUUCUCCUCCAGGGGAUCUUCCCCACCCAGGGAUCGAACCUGCGUCUCUUGCACUGUAGGCAGAUCCUUUACCGACUAAGCCACAAUCCUGUAUCAGUCAAUCGCUUUUUCACACAUUUAUUAAUAAGCCUCCAUCACACACACAAGGCACUGUCCCAGUGGGCAUGAGCUGGCUUCAAAAACAAAACAUUUUCAAGAACAAUCAUAGCUAUGUAAAAUGCAGGAAAAACGUAAUGAAAUGAAAGCAAUUUUUGUAAUUUUCUUUCAUAUAUCACUGAUCUUUCUCAUUGGUUUAGAAACAUUCUUCCUGAAGUUUCUAACAGUACAAAUGAAACACAGGAAGGGGCCACAUGUUCCUGUAAUCUAUUAAUAUUAUGGGUGAGAAAUCUUAAGUGCCACCCAAAGCGGACAACUUCGUACCACAGCAAAAACCUGCAGGCACCCAGCUCCCAUCUCACAUCACUGAACUCCCCAGUGAGACGGGAUCACAUCCUCACGGUGCUCUCGUGGCGUCCAGUUGUCAGGUUUUACCUGAUCCUUCAGUGCACUGGCUCCGCCUCUUACUACAAAACCAGAGGAUGCCGACACAUCAUGGGUGCUCAGGAAAUGU
Odocoileus virginianus texanus is the source of this 3101-nucleotide messenger RNA. The record is from RefSeq and is a predicted model, not a curated record. NCBI's taxonomy places the organism in Eukaryota, Metazoa, Chordata, Mammalia, Artiodactyla, Cervidae.